This is a messenger RNA of Canariomyces notabilis, 881 nucleotides long. RefSeq lists its product as uncharacterized. Bases 114 to 719 code for a protein of 201 amino acids. Lineage: Eukaryota; Fungi; Ascomycota; Sordariomycetes; Sordariales; Chaetomiaceae. The record is from RefSeq and is a predicted model, not a curated record. The transcript has a single exon.
AUCCAGACCCAACCCCCAGGUCCCUCUUCAGCCGCAUCCUGCCAUGCUUCGCAGGACAAAACCCCUUCCGAGGAAGACCUUCCCUCAACCAAGACGACUCGGGACAGCCCGAGAUGCAGGAUACUCGCACCCUCAUUUCGCCGCCAAUCGUCACUUAUCAUCCUGGCGGAACCUGGCCACUCUACCACGACCACGAUCACGCCGCCACAGCUGGAGCCGGGGUCGAAGCAGUCGAGGGGCCUUGGCCGAGACUCUCCGCCUGGCUCCGGCAAGUGCAAAUGCGCCAUCGCAACUCACAUCUCUCGGCAACCGCCAACACAAACAGUUACAGGCUUCCGAGUGCUAGUACACAUGCAAGCAGCAGCCACACCUCCGAGAUCUCGUCUUCUCUUAGCUGGAUGGCCCCAGCCGUCAGGAAGAACCACACCGGCAGCGGGAUCUCCCAACCCAUAGUAGCUACGCCGCUCGGCUAUCCUGGACUCGGGGCUGUGCAGACACGACAGCAACAGGGGGAGCAGCAGCAGGGACAGGGAAUAGGGGUAGCGGUGAGCACGAAGGAACAUGGUGUCACCAGUCCCAAUGAGGGUUUUGAUGGCAGUAGCCUUGUCUCGCUACCUACUCCUCCUCCCGCUGUAAGAAUAUCCGGUUUCGGAGCUUGGUCGCCGGACGGCGGUUUUCAGGCGUCUGUGGCAUCCACCAGCAGGGGAAGUUUUGGGUGAUGCAAAGGUCAUGUACUGUACUUUUAGCCCAGGAUUCCAAGGUUGGGUUAUCUUUUGAGAUAUCAAAAAAUCCAAGGAGAACACUGCGCCCGGUGCCUUAGCCUGGUACACCUGGGCUUGAGCAUCGUGGCUGUCGUCGAUCGUGUUGUCGAACGUGUCGUC